This is a messenger RNA of Diabrotica balteata, 7433 nucleotides long. The record is from the annotation of a GenBank genome assembly. Lineage: Eukaryota; Metazoa; Arthropoda; Insecta; Coleoptera; Chrysomelidae.
GAGUAAUCAACAGCUGACACCCCCAAAAUGUUUUUGUGAAGGAUAAAAGUUGUGUUUUCUAUAUAAAUUAAUGCGGUUUUUGCUUUUUUAUAGAUAUUGUUUAUAAGUGUUUUUGUUUCGAUACCCCGUAACUUAAAUGAACUCUUUAUGCCGAAGUUGCAGGCUUUUUACUUUAAAAUAUCAAAUUGUGUAAAGAAAGUCUAGCAAUAUGAUGCCUGUAAAGGAUAAUCAAGAUGUGGCUUGUUUCUUUUGCACAAAACACACAACGUGGAAGGGAAAAUACAAAAGAAUUUUUUCUGUUGGCACACAAGGGAUUACAACUUACAAUCCUAACAAUUUGGAAAUUACAAAUAGAUGGCCCUACAGUGAUUUCAUAUCUAUCACUCCAUUGAGAGGUGGAAAUCACAAUGAAUUUCAGAUUACUAUGAAAAAGGAGAGGAAAGUAGAUAAAAUGACUUUUUCUUCUGAUCUCAGAACAUUCAUCUUAACAGAAGCUCUUAAGUUUAGAACUCACUUUUCUGAGAAACCCAAAGAAAUACUGAGAUACCAAGCUUACAAACAUCACUGGUCUGAUAUAAGAUUGCCAAUUAUACUAGAAGUCACAUCAUAUUCUUUAGAUCAACUGGAUCCUACUAGUAAUACUGUCCUUGCCAGUUACAAUUUCAAAGAUUUUGAAGGAAUAUGUACAGUUUCAGAUUAUCCUGGAGGAUUUGUGAUAGUUUGCGGAGGAUUUGGUCGUUUGCAUUUAUUUCAAUCGCCGCAUUAUGAGAGUAUCAAAAGUAAAAUUUUGGAAUCUGCAACCGCCAAUUUAGGAAUCAAUAUCAAGGUGUUAAGUAAGCCAAUAUCUUUAGAGGAUUUUCAAGUUCAACGAUUUGGAAAGUACAGUGAUGAUGAAUAUAUUACUGCUGUAUCAGAAUUCUCAGUGUACAAAAUUCAAAAAGCUAGACAUAAUGAACCUGUUCGAAGAACGCUGUGUCUCUCGGAGCACUGUAUAUUGGAAAGAGAUCCACAAACCUACAGUAUUUGUACUUUACAACCAUUAAAUAAUAUAUUUGCUCUCGUAAGAGAUAACAGCAAUCUGCAGCUGUUUUCUAUUGAGUAUUUAAAUGGGCAGACUAGAACAUAUACUACAACGGACAGAGAUUCACUAUUAGCCUCAUUGUUAGAUGGCGUAAGAGCUGCAGGUAAUAAAGAUGUGCAUGUCACGAUGGUUGCCACUGAUCGGGGAUUGAGGUUAAGUCCUCUGAGUAUACCCGUAGAUGAAGAAGCAGAAAGUUUACACCUGAAACUGCUUAUGAAUCCACCACCUUCCAAACCUUUUUCUCAAUGUUUGAGGAGGUUCAAUAGCAAUAUUCCUUAUAGCGGGCUUCUAUACAGCAUAACACAAGAGGGUAUAUUUUCAGAAAAUAAAGAAAAACUUAUCACUGGCGUACUGCAAUCGUUAGUAUCAAAGGAAGGUGACCAAAAAACCAUUAGUUUAGUCGAAUUGGAAGCUCAAUUCCAAGGACUAAGACGUCUAGUAGCCAGUAAAGUAGGAUAUGCAUCAUUUACAAAAUUACCUGGUUUUAGGGAAGCCAUAGGACACAAAGUUAUUGCAGCAUUGAAAAGAGAUGAUUAUGCCGUGACUCAAGCUGCUAUAGAUGUCAUUUGCGCAUUAAUGCAUCCGAUGCACGACGAUUACGAUCUGAGACAGGAACAACUCAACAAGUCGUCUUUGUUACAAACAAAGCCGUUCCUAGACAGUCUUUUGAACAUGUGGACUCAACAUAUUGCAGUUGGUACUGGUGCCUUGAUCGUAUCGGCCAUGUUGGAUUUUUUAACGUUCGCCUUGUGUGUACCAUACAGCGAAACGACGGACGGAAAACACUUCGACACUCUUUUGGAAAUGGUUUCCGAAAGAGGACGGAUGCUGUUUCGUUUGUUUCAGCAUCCAUCAAUGGCGAUAGUAAAGGGAGCUGGCCUAGUCAUGCGUUCGAUUAUCGAAGAAGGAGAGUCCGAUGUAGCGGAAAAAAUGCAAAACUUGGCCCUUGCCGAAGGAGCUUUACCACGACAUCUUUUGGCCGCUCUCUACACUCAAGGAACUGACGGCAGACUGCUGACGCAUAGACAGCUAUCUAGACAUUUAAUCGGCCUUUGGGUUACGGGAAAUCCCAUUGCCAUGGGUUUAUUGAAGAGGAUAAUGCCAACGGGAUUGAUAGCAUUUUUGGACUCACAAGAUCAAAUACCGAAAGAUGCAGUCGAACAAGAGAUGUUAAAUAAUAGAGAUAACCUCAAGUUAGCCCAAGACCAUGCGAACAAGAUAAAAAGAAACCCGAACUGGGUAGCCGUAGAAAGACAACUUAAACUUAUGGAAAAGCGAGUUGAACAUUAUACCAAUCUAGCUUUACAGCAUUGGGGAACUACUGUAGGUAUUCAGCUGAAACGAGAGGAGAAGAUCAAAGAACGACCGAUUGUUUUGAGGAGAAGAAGGGAGAGGAAGAAAGCGGAAUCUAAUUGGCCGCUUUUUUAUUGGAAUUUCAAUAGGGACCAUUCCCUACCUAAUUUGAUAUGGAACCAUAAGACUAGAGAAGAAUUGAGAAGUGCCUUAGAAGCGGAAGUACGGAAUUUCUCGUCAGACAGAGAAUUGGCUCAUUUGACUCUUGUAGCUUGGAACCAUCAAGAAUUUGAAGUAAAUUAUGCCUGCCUUGCUGAUGAAGUUAAAAUUGGUGAUUAUUACUUAAGACUGUUAUUAGAAAUUAAUGACGAUGAUUCUCCAAUUCGUAGAACAUAUGAAUUUUUUAAUGACUUAUAUCAUAGGUUUUUGUUAACUAAUAAAGUUGAAAUGAAAUGUUUAUGUCUCCAAGCCAUGUCGAUAGUUUACGGUAGAUAUUUUGAAGAUAUUGGACCGUUCAGUGAUACUAAGUAUAUCGUAGGGAUGUUGGAAAGGUGUGUCGAUCGUUUAGAGAGGGAUAGAUUAAUAAUGUUUAUUGAAAAGUUAAUAUUACAUCACAGAAACGUCAGAGAUAUUCUCGAUGUAGGAGGCGUUCAAAUUUUAGUGGACCUAAUGACAUUAGCACAUUUACAUACGUCAAGAGCCAUGAUACCGACUCAAACCAAUGUCAUCGAAGCCGGUCCUGGUAUGAAAAUUGCCGAAGAAAAAGAAUGGUAUUACAAUCGUGAUAAAGGGAGGGAAGGACCCGUUUCGUUUAGUGAGAUGAAAGACUUGUACGAGAAAGGAAAAAUUAAUCACAAAACUCGAUGUUGGGCAAUGGGCAUAACCGGAUGGCGACCCCUAUCUCAGCUACCUCAAUUGAAAUGGUACCUUUUAGCUAAAGGCUCGCCCGUACUAAACGAAAGCGAGCUGGCGACGUAUAUAUUAAAUAUUUUAAUUAAAAUGUGUCAGUAUUUCCCAAGCCGAGACGCAGACGACGCUGUGAUAAGACCUUUACCUAAAGUAAAAAGACUGUUGUCGGAUCAGGCAACCUUGCCAAAUAUCGUACAGUUACUCCUUACUUUUGAUCCUAUCUUGGUUGAAAAGGUGGCUACUCUUUUGUGCGAAGUAAUGACAGACAAUCCAGAAAUGUCCAAACUAUACACUUCCGGUGUGUUUUACUUUAUUAUGAUGUAUACGGGUAGUAAUGUGUUGCCUGUUGCGAGGUUUUUAAAACUAACACAUUUGAAGCAAGCGUUUAAAACUGAAGAGGAAGCAUCACCGAUCAUACAGAAGAGUAUUUUAGGAAGGCUUCUUCCUGAAGCAAUGAUACAUUAUUUAGAAAAUUAUGAGGCUGAAAGAUUUGCCCAAAUCUACCUAGGGGAGUUUGAUACACCAGAAGCAAUUUGGAAUUCUGAAAUGAGGCGGAUGCUGAUAGAAAAAGUGGCAGCUCACAUUGCAGAUUUUACCCCUCGUUUACGUAGUCAUACUAUGGUCCGAUAUCACUACAUUCCCAUACCCGCUGUUAGAUAUCCACAGCUAGAACACGAACUGUUUUGUAACAUAUUUUAUCUACGCCAUCUGUGUGACACUCACAAAUUCCCUGAUUGGCCUAUUCCAAAUGCAGUUCGAUUGCUGAAGGACGUGCUGGAAGCUUGGAGAUCGGAGGUAGAAAAGAAACCGCCGUUAAUGACAUUACAUGAUGCGUAUACAACUCUUGGGCUUAAUGACAAUCAUCACGAUGAGGCUACUGUAAGGAAGGCGUAUUACAAGUUGGCUCAGCAGUAUCAUCCUGAUAAAAAUCCAGAAGGAAGAGAAAUGUUUGAAAAAGUGAACGAAGCUUAUGAAUUUUUGUGUAGUCGAACUAGUUGGACAGGUAAUGGGCCCAAUCCAAAUAAUAUUGUGCUGGUAUUACAAACUCAAAGUAUUUUGUUCCGAAGAUAUUCUGAAGAUUUGCAACCAUACAAGUAUGCUGGCUAUCCUCAAUUAAUUAAAACAAUUAAAAUAGAAACUGCAGAUGAUCAAUUAUUUUCCAAGAAUGCUCCUCUUCUUACCGCUGCUUGUGAACUGGCAUAUCACACGGUGCACUGUUCUGCUCUAAAUGCUGAAGAACUGCGACGUGAAAAUGGUUUAGAGGUAUUAUUAGAAGCAUAUACUAGAUGCGUUGAUGUUCUCAACAAUUCUUCAAAGCCUGACGAAGUACCCGUUCAAGUUUGCACACAUAUAACAAGAUGCUUUACCGUGGCGGCUCAGUUCCCAGCCUGUAGGGAAAAAAUGGUUGAACUGAAGCAACUAGUACAUGAUCUAUGUAGGCUUCUAUACUUUAAGCACUUGACCAAACUUUGUUCCGUUGCAACAGAAUGUGUUACUGCACUUUCCAUGGAUUCGAUACUGCAAAUGGAAUUGCUCAAAUCUGGCGCCUUGUGGCAUCUGCUAUUGUAUAUGUUCAACUACGAUUUCACAUUAGACGAGGGCGGUGUAGAAAAGAGUGAAGAAGCGAACAAACAAGAGGUCAGUAAUAUGCUUGCAAAGAAGGCGGUGCAAGCUUGUGCAGCUUUAGGAGGAUACGUACAAGGUGAUGAUAAACCACCGCCGAAUUCACUUACAAGGGGUAUUUUAAAAGAGCUAUUGACCGGCUAUCUGAGCGAACAACUUGGAGAUGAAAAACCAGAAGAGAUAUUGAAGAUUCUUAAUAGUAAUACCGAGACGCCGUACCUGAUUUGGGAUAAUGGAACGAGGGCUGAGCUUAUGGACUUUUUGGAGACACAAAGGAAUAAUCGAAACCAAGGCGAUUUCUAUAAUCCAAAUGAAUUCAAGUAUUCUGCUCAUGAUGGGGAACACAAAAUUGGCGACAUAUUCAUCAAGAUUUAUAACGAACAACCAACGUAUCCGAUUAAGGACCCCAAGGGCUUUGUGAUAGAGCUCCUAAAUUACGUAAAACAACAAUCCCCAGACCUCCUAAAUUUAGUAAACAUAGCGUUUUCUGUUACCAUAGAAGAUAGGUUAAAAUAUACUGUGAUGACACUUGAAGCUUUAACAAAUGUGAUAAGAAACAACGUCGGCGUUGAGACACAAUGCAUCGGCCAUUUUAAAUUACUUUUCGGUUUACUCAACGUCAACUAUAUUCCAAUCCAGAAAGGUGCACUAAACGUUAUUUCAUUGGUUACGAGAAAUAACGACUGCAUUACUGAUAUAGCUACCAGUGAAGUAUUAGGUUAUUUAUUGUUGGUGAUUUAUACUCUCCAAGAUUCGCAACCGCAGACUUUAGAAGCUCUGUAUGCGUUGAUGGCAACUACCAAGAUUGUAAAGGAAGCAUUAAACAAAGGAGCGGUAAUCUAUCUCCUCGAUCUGUUUUGCAACUCAACAAAUCCGCAGGUAAGACAGACGUGCGCAGAAUUAUUAGCGAGGAUGAAUUUGGAUAAGUUGGUUGGUCCGAAAGUGAGAUUGGCUUUAGGCGCUUUUCUGCCGCCGAUAUUCGCCGACGCCAUGCGGGACAAUCCCGAAGCUUCGGUGAAUAUGUUCGAGAGUGCCCACGAACACCCGGAACUUAUUUGGGAUCAAGAUGCCAAAGAUAAUGUGUGCAAAGUGGUAGCUAGAUUUAGAAGAGAGCACCAGACUGAACAAAGCUGCAAUCCUUCCAUCCAGUGGAAGAUGCCCGAUACCAACGGCCUCACGAAUCUCGCCACGCCCAACGAAGUUGUUGUUGGAGGUGUUUAUCUGAGAAUAUUUAUCGCUAAUCCGUCGUGGAAUUUGAGAAAACCGAAAGAAUUCCUCACGGAAUUGAUGGAAACUUGCCUUAAUCUUAUGAGUAAAGACAAACCUAAUGUAGAAUAUUUAGAACUAUGUACAACUGCCUUAUGUGCUCUGCUGCAAUCACAACCGGCUCUCUUAGAUCUGGUACCAUCUAUGGGACACAUUCCUAGAUUAUGUCGACAAAUGGGAUCUAACAUUAGACAAAUAGUUGUACCGAAAUCUGCCAUAUGUAUACUUAACUCAUUAUCCAUGAGUACGAUAUGCGUUAGCGCCAUUGCUCAAUCGGACUGCAUGCAUCCUUUGAAGCAGGCCAUGCAGGUACGAAAAGAUAUGGUAGCCGUUGCCUGUGAGGCCCUCAACAGGCUGUUUUCCAGUAAUCAGGACCAGUUGAUAAAACAGGCCUUAGAUGUAGAAUUUGUCCAAUUCUUACUCACGUUAUUAGAAGCUAGACUAGAAUUAAUCGAUAAUCCAGCCAUGACAAAAGCACAAAUAGUUAAAGCCCUUAAAUCUAUGACUAGAAGUCUGAUGUACGGCGAGAAAGUGACUUCGAUUUUGGAGAAGAGCAGCAUUUGGUCGGAAUAUAAGGACCAAAAACACGAUCUGUUUAUUUCUAGUACUCCUAUUUCCGGAUAUUUAACAGCAGGUACACCUGCAACUGCUGGUUACUUGACACAGGGACCUAGCGCCAAAGUUAAUUCCGCUCCACCUCCAGUAGACCGAGACGAUCCGCUCAUAAGAAAUGACGGUAUCUGACUUAUGAUCCAUCGUUCCUGUGAUUAUGGUUAGAACAAAGAAAACAGUAUGACGUAUAUUACUUGGUAAAAGUUGAAUUGUUUCUAUUCAUUUUCGUUGUCUGCAUUAGACAGAUACAAUAAUUAUAAUAAUAUCCAUUUUUUUAGUGAAUUUACAAUUUUUGGUUAACAUUUUUUGCGACCGUCAUUAUUUCUCAUAAAUUAUGAUUUCCAGGUUGCUAUUGCUAUUCAUGGGCGUUUUUGAUUAUUUUUAUUAUUGUUAUAGUUAACUUCAUAGUAACUAAUCUCAAACAACUAUGAUUUCAAUCGAAUUAUUUGCUAAAUUGAUCAGUAAAUUGCAAUGACAUUAAUGUAGACAUCAGGGGAGAUAUGGAAGAAAAGAAACGUCGAAAUUUUGUCGUUAUUACAUAAUAGAAUAGCUAGAAUGGGAGAAACUGUCAAAUAUACUUUUGUAGAAUAGAGAGGAACAUGUAGUACACACACUUAUACCUAGUAGCAACGAUGCAUGUAGUAUACUU